Neocloeon triangulifer is the source of this 2668-nucleotide messenger RNA. RefSeq names its product vacuolar protein sorting-associated protein 52 homolog (gene Vps52). Gene Ontology annotation, biological process: Golgi to vacuole transport; endocytic recycling; lysosomal transport. Gene Ontology annotation, molecular function: syntaxin binding. Bases 488 to 2542 code for a protein of 684 amino acids. The transcript has 5 exons. The record is from RefSeq and is a predicted model, not a curated record. NCBI's taxonomy places the organism in Eukaryota, Metazoa, Arthropoda, Insecta, Ephemeroptera, Baetidae. Gene Ontology annotation, cellular component: GARP complex.
CCAUUAUCUUACCCGACGUUGAGAUGGUCCACAAGAGCCUGCGUGAGGUCAUUGGCCGCCUUGACAGCUUCUUUCCGCUUCACUUCUGUUCGGAAAAAUGAGAGUUUUGACAACUUUUUUCGAAGGAUUUUCGUCGCCGAACUAACCUUGCUGUUCUUUCCGGACCUGCUGCCUACCCUGAUGCUCUUUCAUCACCGCCGACAGCAUUUUUUCCGAGCAGAGAGGGAUUUUCUUUUUUCCGUCUGUGUUGUUUUUGAAACGUCAAACAAGGGGGCGUGGUCAGAGUUGCUAUUUACACGGAAUUCAUUCGUGUUCGUCUCAUACUUUAAGUGCACCUGCCCCGUUUAGGUCGAUCAUCUGUGUUCAGCAGUCGGAUGCCAGACGUAAACAAAACAUAAAAUUAUUGGUAAAAGUGAAAUUUUUAACCAAUUUUAAGAACAAAAACCGAAACAAUUCUAAACUCCUUGCGGAACUCUCCAUAUUGACAAUGGAGGUGCCGGCCGAAAAAAACGACGAUGACCGUGGCCAGCAGUUGGAGCACAACCUGGACGACGAGGUUCUGCAGGAAAUCCUCGGCUCAGGGCUGGACCUGCGGAGGUAUUGCAAGCAGGUUGAGGGCGAGUUGCUGCAGGCCGAGAACAACUCAAUCCAGGACUACAUCAAGGAGAGCCAGAACAUCGCCAGUCUGCACAACCAGAUCUCGACCUGCGACGGCAUCCUCGAGAGGAUGGAGUCCAUCCUGCAGGGCUUCCAGACGCACCUCAGCAGCAUCAACUCGGAGAUGAUGGAGCUGCAGAAGCGAUCGACGCAGAUGAGUCAGCAGCUGGGCAACCGCCAGGCCGUCAGGGCCACCCUUAGCCAGUUUGUUGACGACAUCACCGUCUCCGAGGAUCUCAUCAACAGCAUCGUCGACGCUCCGGUCACCCACGAGGACUUCUCCACGGCCCUCAAGGAGCUCGGACACAAAAUGAGCUUCGUCAAAGAGCAGAGUUAUCGAGACUCAAGGUCAGUGCUGGACGUGAAGGAGCCGCUGGAGCACCUGCGGGUCAAGGCGGUGACCAAAGUGCGGGUGUUCCUGCUGGAGCAGGUGUUCAAGCUGCGCAAGUCGAUGGCCAACUUCCAGGUGCCGCAGGACAACCUGCUGAGCAAGUACAAAAUCUUCUACGAGUUCCUGUUGGCCAACGAGCGCAGCGCCGCGCAGGAGGUGUGCGUCGAGUACGUCGAGACCAUGGGCAAGGUUUACUACUCGUACUUCAAGGCCUACAUCUCGCGCCUCAUGAAGCUGCAGUUCGACGAAAACCCCACCAAGGAGGACCUGAUGGGCGUGGCCGAGAACGCUGCCGGCAGGGGCCUCUUCCACACCAGGUCCAACCUGAAGAACCGCGGCGCCGUUUUCAGUCUUGGCACCAGGGGGGAGGUCCUGGCCGCGGGGCUCAAGGCGCCCAUCAUUGUGCCGCACGCGGCCACCAAAGCUGAGUUCAAGUUCCCCUACGAGACCAUCUUCAGGAGUCUCCAGUUCGCCCUGCUUGAGAACGGCUGUCGAGAGUUUAUCUUUAUCAAAGAGUUCUUCAUCGUCCAGGGCAACUCGGCUCUUGAAAUGUUCAACCAGGUGCUCGGAAUGACCCUUGGUAUGCUGCAGAAGAACCUCGAGAAUUAUGUGGCUGAUUCGUAUGACGCCAUUGGACUCAUGUUGUGCGCCAACAUUUGCCUCAAAUACAAACAGAUCUGCGAAGAAAGGUCAAUAGCCGCUUUGGACCAGCACUGGUCAGUGAUGCAGGCGGCCAUCUGGCCCAGAUUCGAGUACGUCCUGAAGCUGCACAUCCAGAGCGUGAAGCAAAUCGACACCGCCAAGUUCAAUCGAGAGUUGCGGCCGCACUACAUCACCAGAAGAUUUGCCGAGUUCAGCGCGGCCAUCGAGUUCAUGAACGACGCGCAACCCAACGAGGCGGUCACUCGCCUUGUGUCGCAGCUCUCGGAGGAGGUCGAGUGUCUCCUGCUGAGGAUCGCGGCCGCCUUUCCACAGAGGAAGGAGCAGCUCGUCUUCCUCAUCAAUAAUCUUGACCUCAUCCUCAGCGUUCACGCCGAACAUGCGAGAGAGGCGGCGGGAAAAGACGCUGCGGCUCGAGAGGAGCCCAGAAGAGAAAUCAUCGGAUUUCAGGAGCAUUUGAGUCAAAGAAGUGCCGAAUAUGUUGAGGAAGUGUUGCGGCCGCACUUUGGCGCUUGCAUGCAGUUUGUGAAGGAGGGAGAGGCGUUGACUGCAAAGGGCCAGGGUGACAACCUGAGGCAGCAGGAGACCAAGUGCAUGGACAUGGCGCACAAGUUCUCCGUUUGCUGGCGCGGCGCCCUCGAGAAACUCAGUCAGGAGGUUUUGUCCUCUUUUCCCAGUCUACUGACAGGGUCGCACCUCCUGCAACUCACCCUGUCCACCCUCGUGACCUACCACCAACGGCUGUACGCCCUGCUGCCCCCAGCCGCGCAGGCCACCCUGGCAAACAAGCACCAGCUCAUGGUCGAAAUCAAGAAAUACAAAACCACCUUCUAAGUCUCUCAUACUUUAGAAUUUCUCAGUUCAUAAAAAUGUUUCAAUUGUGAUCAACUAAAUUCCAUUUACAGAUAUUUUAUAUUUGUUAUAGAUAAUAAAUUGUAUAAAAACAUAAAUGAAAUACUU